Messenger RNA from Crotalus tigris (Tiger rattlesnake), 3884 nucleotides. It is a transcript of the gene NRIP3, whose product is annotated as nuclear receptor interacting protein 3. Gene Ontology annotation, molecular function: aspartic-type endopeptidase activity. Bases 414 to 1232 code for a protein of 272 amino acids. The record is from RefSeq and is a predicted model, not a curated record. NCBI's taxonomy places the organism in Eukaryota, Metazoa, Chordata, Lepidosauria, Squamata, Viperidae. The transcript has 8 exons. Gene Ontology annotation, biological process: proteolysis.
CAAAAGCAGCUUCUUUUCCGCCCUGGAACAGCAGCUGCCGAGGAGGCACGCCACGGGCGAUGGCUGUGGCUUUUGCCAAAGGAGCCGGGCGCCCGCCUCGCUUUUCCGGGGAUGCCCGCUUCUGCGGCCAGCCCCGCAUCUUCAGCCGGCGCGCAGGGGCGGGCGACCUCCCGCACGACGCCCGUCCAGCCCUUCCUUAGCUCUGCAGCCGCCGUCGCACCGGCGGGGGCACCUGCUGCUGGCGCUUGUCACGCGGGCGGAGGGGGGGGGAAAGGCUUGUCCUGCUAUAAAGUGCUCCCGAUAAAAGCCCGCCCAGGCAUCCCCUCGGAAGAAGCAGCAACGGUAGUGGUUGUUGCCGCUGUAGCUGGCCGAGGGGAGGAGGAGGCCCGGCCAGCGCGAAGGGAGCCGGCAAGAUGUUUUACUCGGGGCUGCUGACCGAUAGGAAGGACAUGGACGUGAGGGAAGCCGCAGCCCUCCGACAGCAGAGGAGGAUGAAGCAGGCCGUCCAGUUCAACCACAAGGACUCCGCCGACUUGCUGCCCUUGGACGGACUGAAAAAACUGGGAACUUCAAAAGAUACGCAACCACACAACAUUUUGCAGAGACGUCUCAUGGAAACAAAUAUGUCAAGAUUGCGGCACAGUCGAGGGACAUGCUCUCAGAAAAAUGAUCUCUCAGCUCAGACAAAUAAACUGAAUCAAAUUAAACUGGAUAGUCCCCCCAAAACAGAGGAAGAGGAUCUCAUUCUCAUAUGCUGCCAGUGUAAUGGGAAGGAAUUGCAAGUUGUGGUUAAUACUGGAUGCCAACGCAAUAUAAUUUCAUCUGCGUGUCUGGAGAGAUUAGGGUUAAAAGAGCAUAUGAAAACCUGCAAAGCAGAAGGUGAGAAGAUUUCAUUGCCACAUAAUAUGAAAGCGAUUGGACAUCUGGAACAUCUGCCUCUUAUAAUGGGGACUGUCCAUGUAGAUUGUUCUGCAGUUGUUGUGGCUGAAGAUAAUGAGAAAAGCUUCUCCCUGGGAUUACAAACACUGAAAUAUUUGAAGUGUGUGAUAAACUUGGAGAAACAAAAUCUGAUCCUGGGGAAGACAGACAAGGAAGAAAUUCCUUUUGUCAGUAAUGCUUCUAUUCAUGAAGAGAACUGGAAAAAAAAUUAUGAGGUGCCUUACUUGCUAAACAGUUAUUUCCUAGGGCACAUCCUCAUGGCAGCCACCUGCGCUCCUGGUUCAGUGCUGUAGCACACAACUGGAAGCCUGGGAAGUGUCCCUGGAAAAGGCAGCUCUGCUGAUGCAUGAAGAGAAUAUAAUCCUGGCUUUGGAGAAAUACUGUGUGGUUGAAUAAGAAGAUGUCAAUACCAAUAAUUUCAACCUGCUAGACUACAGCUAGACUGUAGCUAAAUGAAACAACAUCUAUUUUUCAGGCAUUCAGGACAGCUUCAGACUUUUAUUUAUCAUGUUGAAAAUCUGGAUUAUGAUGUGUAAAUGGACAUCUAAGUCCAAUCUUAAAAAUGGUGUUCUCGGUCUGGCCAUCAAGUAUGAAAAAUUUUUUUUUCCAUAUUCUAUUGAAAUCUAAUAUUUGUUACAAUUGGAUUUGAGAAAUAAACCUCCUCUUGCAAAAUUGAGGUUGGGGAAAAGACGAUUUUAUAACUUUCUUUUUGGAACCAGUUGUGUUUCGCUGCUAUGAAUAGCUUCUGUUAAUCAGCUUUUUCAGUGGAUAAAAAUGAAUUGUUUGACAUUAUCGAAGAGCUUUCAUCUGAGUAAUUCACACAAGUUGUGGAGGAUUUUUUUUUAUUCAAAGGAAUUGCAUAAUGGUUUGAUUGUAAUAAUAUAACUUGAUCUAAGGUUCUUAUUCAGUAGCAUUUUACUUACAGAAAUUGUUCUUUGGGUGGAAAUGGAAGGAGGUACCAUUUUCACCAAUUUGCCCUCUCUCUUCCAAAUUCCAAAGGAUUGGUAGGCUUUCAAGAGUAGUAUAUGAUUGCAAGGAGAGAGUAGAUCUUCAGGGAAGAAGGAAAAUCACCUCCCUAAUUUCUUCUAGUAGCAGAUUCACAGAUUUCUCCCCACAAAUGAAAAGAACCCUUCUAUUCUCAGAAGGGUUACUUUGAAUCAAAUCUUAUGUAUUUUUCAAAUGUAUGUAUUUCUCAGAAUUUACAGAAAUUCUAUAUGAAAUGUUCAUGUUAACAGAAAGAGGUUGGAAGCCAAAUUUUAUUUUUUAAAUCCCAAUACAGCCUUGAAGAGAAUUUCAAUAUCUGUUAGUUUCAAUGCUAAUAUUUAUGAUAUGAUUAUAAUCAUACAUUAAUUUUGCUGCAUAGCAAUAUGUCGUUAAAUUUGAGAACUUAAUUAGUCCCUUUUUUUUUGCUUGCCUACAAGCAUUCCAGAUUUAAAUAUGGAUGCAUCAUUUUAAUGGCAAGGUCAUCUGUAUCCAUCAUGAUUGUCUAUUUACUGCUAGUAAUAAACUGACCUACUCAUACUUGCCAAAGAAUCUAAAAGUAUGUUUUAAGACUGAUCCAGUCUUCUUGUUCAGAAUCUGAGCAUAGAUUAUAGCAAGAUAAAUAUAUGUGUGUGCAUUAAAUGUUACAGGAAAGAGUCUUUCUAGGACAACAUAUUCAUUGUCUUUGUUUUUAACCAUACUUUCUUUGGGCUUUUCACUAAUGGAUGACUACUAGAUUCUCAAUAAUAUCAACUAUUACCAAACAGUGUUAAGCAUUUAAUAAUAUUUCCUGUUCUCUUCAUAACUUUCUCUUUGUAAUUUAAAAUUUCCAAGAAGGCUGUAAUAUAUAUAUAUAUAUGGACAUUUCCAAAGUGACAUUUUCUUGUGUUUUGUUUUUGAAACAUCUAAUUAACUGUGAAUUAGUCUUAGAAUAAGCCUAUUGAGACUGUGCACACAGGAUGUUUACUUUCCAUUCAUUAUGAUGCCACUACAAAUGAGGUGGUCUGCAAAUUGGAGCAUGCUGCAGCAGUCAUAAAACUGUGGCAGCAUGCAUAUAAAAAUGCAUAAAGCUACUUAAUUACCUUCACACUAUUGUGACAAGAUGCAAGAUGAUCCUAAGAAUUAUUCCUUGCUUGCAUAGCAACUCAUGCAAACAAAUAUAUAUAUAUACUGGACAGCUGUUUUAAUAUACAUUCACUCUUUAAGAAUAUGGGGAGCUGUUCUGUAGAUAAUCUUCCAUAACUGUUACUCUUCAAUCAAGAUAUUUCUCUUGAGCUUCUGUCCUUAGCAGCUAAAGCCAUUAUAGCAAGCUUGAAUUGCUAUGAUUACUAGCCUUGAAUUCCAUGGGUCAUAUAGUUACCAUCACAGAUAUGCUUCUGAUUACAAUAUAUUAAGUGCUUUGCUGGAAAGGGGCUUCAGUAGAGUUGUGUGUGCGUCUCUACGUGUGUCUGUGGCAAUAUCAAUAUAAUGGAUGCAAAAACAGUUUAAAAUACAUUGCAUCCUUAUUAACUUGUCAAAUAAGAAUUUGUGUUGAAUAUGUAUUUACAUUGUUAAGAACUAUCAUUACACCAAUGAAAGCACUGGAAUCUAUUUCUAAUGAAUGUAGAGUCAACAUUUUUGGAGUUAGGUCAAUUUUUAUUAUUUGAUUUGUUCAGUCUAUAUUUGAAGAGACUAAGCUGCAGUAUAGUUAAAAUACAUGUACUUCUGGACCUCUUUAAGUCCAUGUUUUAACAAAUUAUAAUUUGGCUUUCUGCAGUUGGAUUAGCAACAUCCGUUUAGCAUUGACUAUGACAUUAUUGACAAAGUACAAGUGCUUGGAAAUAUUUUUUUUUAUGUCUGUCAUUACUCUGGUUAGUAUUUAUAACAUUUGUACAUAUUUAAAAAAAAGAAAAAUUCUGUGUUUGCAAGGUGAACUGCACUAUGUAUAUCUCUGGUUUAAAAGAAAUAUAUAUUUGUCUAAGUAA